Molecule: messenger RNA, 5520 nt
Organism: Aphanomyces invadans
Lineage: Eukaryota; Oomycota; Saprolegniomycetes; Saprolegniales; Verrucalvaceae
Exons: 1
Coding region: 1-5520 (1839 amino acids)
Source: RefSeq, a predicted model, not a curated record
AUGGACAUCCCGACUCUUGGCCAGUACACCCGACGCAAGUCGCAUGAAGGGCCAAGAUCGAAUAUCUGGGCCACCGCCGCGGGCCUCUUGUACCUCGUCCUGACAGCAGCAACAUCCGUGGGCUUUCUCUACCUCGCGAGACCCACGCUCGAAAACGACAUGUUCUGGCGGGACUUUUCCACGUUGGGGGCCCAAGUGUACUUGUUGAAUGCCGUGAAUCGCGAAGUGGGGUACGGACGUCGUAGCAGUGGCGUGGACUUCAUCGGCCCCGUCAAUUGGGCGUCCAUUCAGCAACGCUACGACCCGACAGCAUCGGUGGAAGUCAAACCGACAGCACCGCGCCUCGUCGCACUGGCCGAUCCGACCAUGCACACAAUUGAGGCUGCAAUCGUCGCACUCCAGUCCCUCGACGCAUUCUACUCGUUGUUUUUGCUAAGCCAAUUCUGCUGGGUUGACUUUGAAAAGCGAUGGGAACUUGCCCACACGUCGGCUCGUGCGAAACGGUGCCUCGAUCAACCUUUCUAUCACAAGAACGCUGCCGCGUACCUUGAGUCCAUGCUGCGGAAUGUCGCGUGGGAGUCAUUUAUCCAGACGUGGGCGUCAUACUUCAACAGCGGCAUUGUACCGUACGUCAACUCGACAGCGGACGGACCUGCGUGGUUUCGCCGCACCGCGAACGCGUUUCAGGACGUGCCGACAGAAGCCGCGUUCUGGCGCUCUUACGGACUCGACCAUCACCGCAUCAACUGGGGCAACAGAUACCAAGCGGCCAUGACCGACACCGUCGUGAUCGAAAACGCUCUCGGGCUGACUCAGUCGCUGACACUCAGUCGCAUUCCUGUCACCGCUCGCGGGAAUCUAUGGACGUCCAACACGCUCUAUUGGGCAUUUGUCAAUGACUUGUGGUACGCUAGCUCGCAAGGCAAAUCCAGCGCCGUGCGGCAAGCCCCCAACUACGUUGGCAAGUUGAACCCGACCAUUCACGAAAACUUCUUUUCUCAAACCCCCAUGACGGCCUUUCUCCACCAUUUCGUUGGUCCCGUCCUAUCCAUCGACGCUGCUCUCGUAGCGCCACCGUCCUCGUUGAUGCAGCUCGUGGCCGAAUUCGAGCAUGCUCUCGUUGUCUUGUUGUCCAAACACGAUGACGCUUCCAACGCCUUCCACACAAUACCCAUCGAAGCGCUGGAUCCCGUACCGACGUCCUGGCACCCAAAUCAACUCGGCCAUGCCACGUAUUUCGGUGGCAGCCCCCUUUGUAUUUUCAAUGGCGGCACGCCGUUUGUGCAGCCCCAGUUCUCGUUCGACGAUUCGUGCUCCAGUGAAGUACCAUCCACCCUUCGGGCUGCUCCCGCCUCGUUGGUCUUUUCCAUCGCAUGUCUUGGCGUAACAGGGCCUUCCAUUUCCAUCUCAGAGUCAUGUGCGGCAUGUAACUCGACGUUCGGCCGCUGCAAGGCGUCCAUGGCUUCUGCCGUGCAGUGGACUUCCGUGUAUGCCUCUCUCCUGCCCGACAUGAACUCCCUCAUCCGAGCUGCCAUGGCCGACAUCGUCGCUCAGGAAAUCACGCUGGUCCAGUUCGCUGCUGUUGAAGGUGACAACGUCAUGCUCCAGCAUCCCAUUCUAGCCAACCAGACGUCCCACUUCGACUUGUUCGGCUGGACCAUGUUGAUGGAGUGGGCGCAAGGUUACCGCGAAUGCGUGAAGUUCCAUGGAGACACCAACUCGCACACGAUGCUGUCCGAGCGCGUCAUGGUGAUGGACAUGCGACCUUCGCCGCUCGAGGUGCCUGCGUUUUCGUGCGUCUAUCUGUGGUACAUCGGAGUCUCUACGUCGGCCGUGAUCGUCGGCCUGGUCGUCGUUGCGUUGGUGUACGUGGGUAUCGAACGGCUGCACCAUACGCUUCAGUGGCGACACCUCUUUGUCUUCAACCGCGUUGCCGGACCCGUGUGGAUCGGCCGACCGAUGCUGCUCAUCCGCGCUCUGAUCGCCCUCAUAGUACUGAGCACUGCUCCGCUCGACUUUGUCGGAAACGGCGGCAGUCGUUUUGAGCUGCGACCGCGCCACUGGGUGAGCUCGUGGAUCAUCGCUGGGGAGGCUACGUGGCUCACAUACGUCGCCAGCGACAUUCUCCUCGUUCUUGCCAAUCCAGAGGCAUCGAAAUGGAGCGCCCCCAUGAGUUCCACGAUGGUUUGGGUUUUCACGUUUGCCAUCGACGUUGCUUCCCCAGUGACCCUUCGUUCCAAGUUGGGACGCCAUUGCACCCGCGUCAACGUCGACCAGGAAGUGACAUGUGUCAGUGGCGUGAUCGCCAUCGGGGACGUCCGCCGGUUGUACGGAAUUCUGUGUGUCAAUGCAGCCUGCCUUGUGACGUGUUAUCUCGGUGUGGCGCUAGUUUUGCGCUGCCGCAAACAGACCACUCCUAUGGUGUCCAGCAUUGGGAUCGACGUCGGCGGCAAGUCGGACCGGAAUGUUCCGUACAGCAUAUACGCGAGCGGAGCGACAUUCUUGAGCUGUACGUUUGCAUCGACAUGGACGGUGAGCUCGCCCAUCGCGGUCCUGUGCGGUCUCCUUCCGUUCACGUUUCAAGGCCGCGGCUACGUCUUUGAUAUCAAGCUGUGGACCGUGUUCAACGCUGUCGAUACCGCUCAAGCCCAGGAGGACGUGACGCUAUUUCGAUCUUUCUACGUCCUGCGUCGAGCCUCGACCGUCGCGGCGAUAGACAAGGAACAGGGGUGGACGGAUUCGCAAGGGAAAAGGCCGAGAGCAACAACUGGAGCCUCUACGGCUCGGUCGCAGCUCCUCCUGGCCGUCGGCAUCAUCUACGUGGUUGCGUCGCUGAUGGGGUCGUACUCGUACUUGAUUGUGGCGAAAGGUCGCCUCUCGAAUGACUUUUGGUGGGAGCAUUUCAACUCGUCUGGCACGCACACGUUUCUGGCGAAUUGGUUCAAUCAGCAGCUCCUGUACAUGACGAACCAAGUCCAGAUCGAUGGCAUUCCCCUGCACGACCCCAAGUUUAGCGUCAUGGGGACGUUUGGCAGCGGCAAGGAAGAGGUCUCGAGCAGCAUCCUAUACCCUCGCCUCGUGAUGGGAAUCGAAGCGGGCGGCGCGCUUGCAGUCGCGAUCGACGGCUUACGGCGUACUAACCCGUGUCUCGUGCCUUGGAUCGCGACCCAACACUGCUGGCUCGACUUUGAAAAGAGAUGGGAGAUGGCCACGUCGGCGGCUCGCCAAAAUCGAUGCGUUGAAUCGAUGGCGACGAAUGGCGCAGUGUACGUCGAGUCUUUCCUUCGCAACACGGCAUGGGAAUCGUUCUCGACGUGUUGGGGGGCUGCCUUCUACACGUCCAUCGGACAAGAUCUGUUGAUGGACGUGUCUGGAAGGACAUGGUUCAGGUCGAUUCAGACCAGCCCGUCCACAUCCAUCGUCGAGGAAGUCAGCGUGUGGCGGCGGCACGGACUCGACUCGUUCCAAACGCAGUGGCAAAACUUCAAAACCAUCGGACUCGUCGAUAUGUUCAAUGUGCAAAACUCGUUCGGGUUGACGUUUCCCUUGUCGUUGAAGGCGUCCAACGGGUCCUUUCGCUUAUCGGCCCAGACAUCGCUCAAAAUGCACUGGACGUGGGCUGGGGACUUGACUGCGACGAUCUCGCCAUCGUCAUCUCUCGUCAACUGCAGCCUGUUGCGGUCGAGCUCUCGGUUUGCGUUUGCCAACACAACCAUGGAGCAGGCCCUUCUCACCAACGCCUCGUUUCUCCAAGCGCCGUUGAGCAAAGCCUAUCAAAUCUUUCAUGACGCGAUCGGUCCGUUUGGGUCCGUGGAUCUGUACCACGUGCCGAUUCCGCCAUCGCUUGCUCUGCUCAACAAGGUCGUGAUCGAAAUGGCGUCGGCAGUUCUCGCUGUUGCUUCGAACGAGACCACCACGGAAGCAUCUUUUCCAGCCCAAAUCGCGCUGGCAAAGGUGCCGUCCAUGACGCAGCUAGCGGCAGUGCCUCCAGAGUGGAAUGCAACCGUGUAUCGAAGUCAGGGUGGGAACAUUCUUUGCAACGACAGCCCUGGUACCGGCAUCGACAUGGGCGCCGUCCUCGCUGCCUUUACAGGAAUUGACUCGACGUGCAAUUCUGCGAUUGGAGAUCGAAUUUACCUGUCGAAACUCCAACAAGCGUUUGCGCUGACCGGCGCUGGACUUGUGUCGGGCUAUGCCGAAGGUGUGAAGAAGGGUGAACGUGACGACGACUUGUCGUUGCAACUCGUCCGCCCGUUUUGCUCGGUGGAGAAGGUCGCACCAGCAAUGUGCGCCACCUCCUUUGCCGGGAUCCUCCGGUGGACUGCAGUGUACACUGCCCUCCACUCGAUGGACGCACUCACGUCCGACGCGCUUGACGACUUGUACCGGCUGAACAUUGAAAUCAUGCAAUACGGGCGCAACGUCAUGACAAAUGCCAUGUCGAUGCUCCGACGGCCUAUCUUCAAGCGUUCCGUCAACGAUCCGUACGCACUGGCCUCGUGGGGGCUCAUGUCCGAGUGGGUCCAAGGGUGUCGAGAAGUAUUCUCUGUGCAAGGCGACGUGGGGUCCAUCACCCUCGUGACUGCUCGUUCUGUUCCAGCCACUUCCAUGAUGAAUCCGAUGGAAGUCCCCGUGAACGUCGCGCUGUAUGUUCGUACCAUUUGCUUGUACAUCACCGGGGUUCUGUUCACAGUGAUGUCGCUCGUCAUGGCGCUGGCCGUUCGGUGUCGAUUUCGUGUCGAAGGGGCCAACUUUUUCAAGCUGAACCGUGUCGCUGGCAUCGCGUGGAUCGGACGGCCGCUGCUGUUGCUACGGGGCAUGUCUGCUCUCUGCCUUCUCUCAACUGGGUCCCUCCAACUCGUUGGUCUCGGCGGGAUGACCACGCUCGUCUCGAGCACGCCUCCAUGGUACACCGUCGUCCUCGCGUCUGGAGAGGUCGGAUGGGUUGUCUACGUUAUCAAUGACCUCACGACGCCGUACACAAAGCAUCUCACGCCCCAUUUUACCAACUUCGUCGGGUUGGCGUCGUGGGCUGCCGCUGCCGUCAUCAGUCUCGUACGUCCCGUCUCGCCGUCGGCGACCCUUCACAGAGACUGCUCGGUCGUACAGAUAGACAUGCAGCUUGUCUGUGUCUGCGGCACGGUGUAUAUUGGGGACGUGUCCCGCUUCACAACGUUGGUCGGUAUCGCUGUCGGCCUGUCGGUCGCAGGCGUGCUCGCCACGCGAGUUCACCAUCGUGGUCAACGGCGCACACCCAAGUCGCUUGGAAAACCAUCGCAUUUGUUGCCCGCUGGAGCCAAUUACUUGUUUAUGCGCCACGAUUGGAUGCACCACAACACGUUCUUCAUCGACUUGGCGUCGGCCGCCGCGGCGGGACUUCUCGUUGUGCAAUAUCAAUCACAUCACUACGUCCUCGACAUCAAGACCUGGCGGACACUUGUCGUGCCAACCUGCCACGAUGGAUUGGCAAAUCACCCAAAUGGCCCUAGUCUGCGCUAUGCCCUUCCAUUAGUCAAGUAG